Oncorhynchus nerka (sockeye salmon) is the source of this 3244-nucleotide messenger RNA. RefSeq names its product NIPA like domain containing 3 (gene nipal3). Gene Ontology annotation, biological process: magnesium ion transport. Bases 184 to 1359 code for a protein of 391 amino acids. The record is from RefSeq and is a predicted model, not a curated record. Gene Ontology annotation, cellular component: membrane. The transcript is spliced from 11 exons. Gene Ontology annotation, molecular function: magnesium ion transmembrane transporter activity. NCBI's taxonomy places the organism in Eukaryota, Metazoa, Chordata, Actinopteri, Salmoniformes, Salmonidae.
GCUGUGUGUAAAAUAGAAUCCGGAAAUACAAGCAUCCAAAGAUGGCGUUCUUCUCGUAGAAGAGUCUUACUGGGAAAUGAACUAUUGCUAUUGUUUAUUGAUUGAAGUUGCAUUUUAACAGAUACAUGAUGUCUCUGGAAAUGUUCGCCUGCUGUUGAUGAAUAGACAUUUCCCUCAACCAGAAUGGCAGGGGUAGAAUAUACUGCAGUCGGCGGCGAUUCCUAUACGGAAAACCUAAUUGGAACCUUGCUGGCCAUUUUUGGUAAUUUGCUUGUCAGCAUCUCUGUAAGCAUUCAGAAAUACAGCCAUGUAACAUUAGCGGGGACCAAGGACCCCCGUGCCUUCUACCGAACCAAAACAUGGUGGUGUGGCCUGGUACUUACCGUUCUAGGAGAAGCAGCCAACUUUGUCUCCUAUGCCUUUGCACCUUUAUCUCUAAUAGCUCCAUUGAAUGCAGUGUCUGUCAUAGCAAGUUCAAUCUUAGGUUUCAUUUUCCUGAGAGAGAAAUGGAAGCCAAAGGAAUUUUUAAAGCGAUACGUUUUGUCUUUCCUUGGAUGUAUCUUGACGGUAGCCGGGACCUACCUCUUUGCCACGUUCGGACCCAACUAUCACCAGAAACUUACUGCAGAGAACAUAGUGAAACAGGUCGUAGGGUGGCCCUUCCUCUUGUAUGUGUUCCUGGAGAUUAUUGCCUUCUGUCUUCUGCUGUACUUCUACAAGCAGCGCAACGCUAAUCACCUUGUUGUCAUUCUCCUGCUGGUGGCGCUGCUCGGUUCUGUGACUGUGAUCACAGUGAAAGCAGUGGCAGGCAUGCUGGUCCUCAGCGUCCAGGGCACCAUGCAGCUCAACUACCCCAUCUUCUACGUCAUGUUUGUCUGCAUGGUUACCACUGUGGUCUUCCAGGCUACGUUUCUCUCCCAGGCUACUCACCUGUACGACUCCUCCAUGAUAGCCUGUGUGAACUACAUCCUAUCCACAUCCUUUGCGAUUGUCGCAGGAGCCAUAUUUUACCUGGAGUUUAAUCACGAAGACAUUCUUCACAUCUGCAUGUUUUUGUUGGGAUGUUUCUCUUGUUUCCUGGGAGUCUUCCUGAUUACCAAGAACAGGAAAAGGCUAAAGGCCUUUGAACCCUAUGUGACAAUGGACAUGUCGCAAGGUAAUGAAGGUAUUCCCACCAUUCACGACAAGGGCUGGCGAGCAGUGCAGCCGGACUAUAACGGUUCCUUUUCCUACGGUGCCCUGGUUAACAAUGACAGCGUGGCGCCCGCCACUCUACCAGAGCUGGAUCAUGACCAGCUGGCAGUCACACCCAGUCCCACCGCCGCCCCCUAUAGUUCGGCUGACCUGAAGAACGACUGAGGCACCUUUCAGACGUGCUUCAACCCCCACCCCACCCGUAGGCUGCGUCUCAAUCCUCCACCCUUCUCCUGAAGUGGUGCACACGUCUGGAAAAGGGUUCAGAAUAGGGAUGUAACCAUAGACUCAGUGUAGGAUGAUGUCAUCAUUACUAUGUUACCCCCAUCUGGCCAUGUCUAACAAUAAGGAAGUGUUUUGUGGGUUGUCAGAAUCAUGCUGUACAGCGGUGGUUCCCAAACUGUGGGGUACCCCCCCCCCCCAAAAUAAACAUUUAUGAUUGUUAUUUUUUUUGGGGGGGGGGGGCACCCAGUCCAACUUUCAACUUACUCUUGAAAAGUUUUAGUAGUAGAAUGCAGAAAGUGCAACUUCUAAAUUGGGUAGUACAUCAUCAGUUCCUCUUGUCAUGUCAGUCAUUGCCUUCCUUAGUGAGCUAUGUAUAACCUGUCAGAAAUGUCCCGAUCAACUAUCCCAUGUUGGCUAACAUUUUCUAGAUAGGUUUUUUUAGCCCUUGGAUUUUAUGUUUGAGUCUUCCAGCAUUGUUCCUCAAUGCUGGAAGGGGGGUCUGGGUAGUUCCCAAAACUGGAAGGGGUGUCUGAGUGAAAGUUUGGGAACCCCUACUCUACAGUAAUUCAACUGAGCUGUACACUCUUCUUUUAAUGUCUUCCUAUCCACGGACUGCAAUGAGGGGCAUUUCAACCAUGUGACAUUAGCUUUAUUCCUGCAAAUCAUUCCAAGAAAGUUACUGAAGUAUCCUGACGUUGUCACUGACCACGGACAAACAUCGACCUGGAUCCACGCAAUCCACGCCCAUAGACAUGUCAUACCUUUGGACAUUAAUGUGCCUUAGACUAAAGCACCCUGCCUGUUUCUCCCUGCUGCUGUGUGUUCGCCACAUAAGAUUGAGUGACUUAUUCCAUGUUAAUGCAUUUCUGCAGGAUUUCUUUCAAUAGACUUGCCAAUGAAUACUGUCUGCAGUUUUCCUUGUAUGUUUUGCUUGAGCAGUUGAAGUCACCCUACAAUUCUGCCUCUGACGAGUAAGACGGUGUACGACUGCUUAGUCCAAAAAUGACCAAAAUGCUUAUAAACUGUUAUUGUUUUAAGUUAUUUUAGUUGCAUUUGAAUCAUCAAGUUGUAGUUGGGACUAUGGUCUUAAAUGCACAAUGAUUGUGUGAAUUUCAUGUAAAACUGAAAGAAAUGGUGAUUUAAAAAAAAAAAGUACCAUAUUUAUUGUGUUUGAAGCAUAAUGUGAUAAAAGUUGGACGGCUUUAUUCAAGUGGUCUUCUUGUGUUAGGAAUGGAUUUGACGCUCGGGCUUCGAAUCUACAUAGCGUCUGACUAGGAGUGCUGAUCUAGGAUCAGGUCCACCCUGUCCAUGUAAUCCUGGAUCAGCACUCUUUAACUCUUGAGACGCUUUGUGGCUACGGGCUGUGCUCUGCUCACCACACUAUCCAUUUAUAACAAUGUCAAUGAGUGUGAUGCCACUUUUCUGCUCUUUAAAAAAAAAAAAAACAUGUUUUUAAGUUGGGAUCUACCUUUAGUUUAGCUGCGUUUAUUAUGUGGACUAAAUGGGAUUCUCAAUGUCUUAAGUUAUAUAGAUGUUAUGACAAUUUCCUUGUAUCACUGUGCAAGCUAAACCAAUAUGAAGAAAUGUCCAAUGAGUGACUGAGCUGAUUUAGAAUAGACUACUGACGUCUCUGGUCAACACUUGUUGUUUGUCAUUCUGCCAGUCUUUUCAGUGAAUAGGAAAUCCAGAGGUACUGACACGACCAAUGAGCUCACAGUAUACUAUUGUUUUCUUCCUGUAACGAAUGAUUUGUAACCCUUAACCUCAUUGCCACCACUGUUGCUGUAUUAUGAACUAGGUAAGCAAAUAAAUAAUAUACUACUGA